AUGCGAGAGCACUGCGCCAAGGCCAAGAAGCAGCCACAUCCGCAGCACACCACAGCCGGCGGAACUUCCGUGGGCCAGAGAAGGCGAACCAAUACCAAUACCAAUACCAAUACCAAUACCAAUACCAAUACCAAUACCAAUGCCAAUACCUAUCCCAAUACCAAUACCAAUACCAAUACCAAUACCAAUACCAAUACCAAUACCAAUACCAAUGCCAAUACCUAUCCCAAUACCAAUACCAAUACCAAUACCAAUACCAAUACUAAUACCAAUACCAAUACCAAUACCAAUACCAAUACCAAUACCAACACCAAUGUCAAUGCCGACGUCAACUCAAUGGCAGCGAAUUUGUGCAAAAUGCAGAAGAGCGAAACAAACAGAAUUUCUGUGCACAAUGAUCUGGGCGAGCACCAGCAGCAGCAGCAACAGCAGGUGAUAUCUAUUGGACAACAUAUAUACAUGUAUCCGUGA
Messenger RNA from Drosophila montana, 471 nucleotides. RefSeq lists its product as uncharacterized. The transcript has 3 exons. The record is from RefSeq and is a predicted model, not a curated record. Bases 1 to 471 code for a protein of 156 amino acids. Lineage: Eukaryota; Metazoa; Arthropoda; Insecta; Diptera; Drosophilidae.